AUGAAAAGCCGCGACUUUCCCUCUCUAGUCAUUGCUAUCUCUCUGCUUUUCGCGAUUUCAUCUGCUGAAGUUUUCUUCGAAGAACGCUUCGACGAUGGAUGGGAAAACCGUUGGGUUAAAUCCGAAUGGAAGAAAGAUGAGAACAUGGCUGGAGAGUGGAAUUACACCUCUGGCAAAUGGAAUGGAGAUCCGAACGACAAAGGGAGUUCAAAGGGAGCAGAAUUGCAUAGUAAACGACAACGAAAUGCUGCUAAUGUAAUAGAAGACAAAUACGACAAUCUUCGUAACAAAAAAGGGUAA
Fraxinus pennsylvanica is the source of this 300-nucleotide messenger RNA. NCBI's taxonomy places the organism in Eukaryota, Viridiplantae, Streptophyta, Magnoliopsida, Lamiales, Oleaceae. The record is from the annotation of a GenBank genome assembly.